AUGAGCAAAAGCAAUAGUACCACUACUUCAACUUCAACUUGUACAAAAGAAGAGGUAGAUGAAUUGCAAGAACAAACAAAUAACCUAGAGAUUAAUCAACAACAACAACAACAACAACAACAACAACAACAACAACAACAACAAGAUGAUGAUAUUAAAUAUAUUGAUAACAAAUGGUUAAAGUCAUUAAAGUUAUCACCCUCUGAACACUUGCUUCAAUUAGAUCGUGUACAUUGUCCAUCAUGUGGAAAAAAGAGAAAGUACUUUUGCUAUGAUUGUUUUAUUCCUUUUGGUGAUAUCAAUUUAGCACCAAAAUUAAAUUUACCAAUCACUUGUGAUAUUUUACAUUAUCCAACAGAAUUAUUAUCAAAAAGUACAGCAAUACAUGCAAAAGUUAUUGCCAAUCAAGAUGUUACCAUUCAUGAACACCCAAAUAUUCCAGAGUAUGAAAAUUUGGAUGAAAUAGUAUUACUAUUCCCCUCAAAGGACAGUUCAUUUGUCAGCGACUAUAGUGAGGCCGAUAUGAGUAAAAUUAAAAAGGUUGUUUUUAUUGACAGUCAAUGGCACACUGCAAAUCGUAUACUCAAACUUGCACAGGUAAAGAAAAUUAAAUGCAUCAAGAUACAUUCUCACAAGACUCUUUUUUGGAGACACCAAAGACAUGGAGAUGAAUUCCUUGCCACCAUCGAAGCCAUCUAUUACUUUUAUAAAGAAUAUCAUCUACGUAUGAAUAAUGGUCAAUACAAUGGAGAAUAUGAUAACUUGCUAUACUAUUAUGUACUAUUUUAUAAUUUAAUUCAAAAUACCUAUAAACAAUCACAAUUGGGUUUCAAAAGAAAAGAUAACUAUAUUCAACCUGAUGACAUUGAUAAUCAAAAUAAUCAAAAUAAUAAUAAUAAUAAUAAUAAUAAUGAAAAUAGUAAAAAGCAAGAUCAAGAGUAA
Cavenderia fasciculata is the source of this 942-nucleotide messenger RNA. RefSeq lists its product as uncharacterized. The record is from RefSeq and is a predicted model, not a curated record. The coding region runs from base 1 to 942 and encodes 313 amino acids. Lineage: Eukaryota; Evosea; Eumycetozoa; Acytosteliales; Cavenderiaceae. The transcript is spliced from 2 exons.